Messenger RNA from Prunus armeniaca (apricot), 1224 nucleotides. Lineage: Eukaryota; Viridiplantae; Streptophyta; Magnoliopsida; Rosales; Rosaceae. The record is from the annotation of a GenBank genome assembly.
AUGAAAAUUAGAAGCGGAGGCCAUGAUUAUGAGGGUGUAUCUUAUGUGUCCGAAGUUCCGUUCUUCCUCCUCGACAUGUUUAAUCUUCGAUCCAUCAACAUAGACAUAAGUUCCGAGACUGCAUGGGUCCAGGCUGGGGCAACUCUUGGUGAACUUUUCUACAGAAUUUAUGAGAAAAGCAAAAUCCAUGGCUUUCCUGCCGGUGUUUGUCCUACAGUUGGUGUUGGUGGCCACUUUAGUGGAGCUGGAUAUGGCAAUUUGAUGAGGAAGUACGGCCUAUCCGUGGACAAUAUAAUUGAUGCGCAACUGAUGGAUGUGCACGGGAGACUUCUCGACCGAAAAUCAAUGGGAGAAGAUCUGUUUUGGGCCAUCACAGGAGGCGGCGGAGCCAGCUUUGGAGUUGUCAUCGCAUACAAAAUCAAUCUUGUACGUGUUCCACAAACAGUUACUGUUUUCAGGGUCGAAAGGACCUUGGAACAGAAUGCAACAGACAUUGUGUACCGUUGGCAAUAUGUUGCACCUAAGCUGGAUACUGACUUGUUCAUCAGGCUUACCAUGGAAGUUGUAAAUAUUACUGGCGGUCCAUUAAGUACUGGUGGAGAAAACUAUAAGACUAUAAGAGCUUCAUUCAUUGGAUUCUUUCUUGGAAACUCUGAAAGACUUCUCUCUGUUAUGGAAACUGGCUUCCCUGAAUUGGGUUUGAAGCAAUCAGAUUGCAUUGAAAUGAGCUGGGUUGAAUCUGUGCUUUUCUGGACAAACUUCUCCAUUGGAACAGAGCCUGAAGCUUUACUUUCUAGAAAGCCUCAGAAAAUGAUCGAAUUUGAGGUACCGAUCAUGAGCUUUAACCCCUACGGUGGAAAAAUGAGUGAGAUUCCAGAAUCCGCUACUCCUUGUCCACAUAGAGCUGGGAAUCUUUGGAAGAUUCAGUAUGCAACAAAUUGGGAAGUAUCAGGGGCUGAGGCCUCAGAUUACCAUCUAAAUUUGACAAGAAAGCUUUACUUCUACAUGACUCCUUUUGUUUCCAUGAAUCCAAGGGAAGCCUAUUUCAACUAUAAAGAUCUUGAUCUGGGGAUCAACAACAAUGGCAAGGCAAGCUAUUUUGAGGGAAGAGCUUAUGGCAUUCGGUACUUCAAGGAUAAUUUCGACCGAUUGGUGCGUAUUAAGACCGAGGUCGAUCCUGGUAACUUCUUUAGGAAUGAGCAAAGCAUCCCAACUCUUCCAUAA